AUGAAUUGCUUGAAUUCAAAAUAUAGACACACUGACAGAUCCCAGUAUACUUGUUUCCUUUAUUUAAACUCUCAUUUAUUUCUCAAAAGCUGUCUCUGCUACACAGAACCCCAGAAUCUAACAGAUGUCUUGGAAUUCUUCCUCCUGGGGUUCUCAGAAGAUCCAGAACUGCAGCCUGUAAUCUUUAGCCUGUUCCUGUCCAUGUAUCUGGUCACCAUGCUGGGGAAUCUACUGAUCCUCCUUGCUGUCAGCUCUGACUCCUGCCUUCACACCCCCAUGUACUUCUUCCUUUCCAUCCUGUCCCUGGCUGACAUCGGUUUCAUUUCUACCACAGUCCCAAAGGUGAUUUUGGACAUUGAAACUCACAACAGAGUCAUCUCCCAUGUGGGCUGCCUGAUUCAGUUGUCUUUUUUUAAUCUUUUUGGAUGUUUGGACAGUGUACUCUUAACUGUGAUGGCCUAUGAUCGGUUUGUAGCCAUUUGUUAUCCUCUGCACUACCCAGUCAUCAUGAACCCCCGCCUCUGUAGCCUGCUGAUUCUGAUAUCUUUUUUAAUCAGCCUUCUGGACUCUCAGCUGCACUGCCUCAUGAUGUCACAACUUACCUUCUGCAUAAAUGUGGAAAUUCCUCAUUUCUUCUGUGACCCUCCUCAGCUCCUCAAGCUUUCCUGUAAUGAUACUUCCACCACUAAAAUAUUCAUGUGUUUUCUUGGUGCCAUCUUUGGUGGUAUUCCAGUCUCAGGGAUCCUUUUCUCUUACACACGAAUUGUUUCCUCCAUUCUGAGAGUCCCAUCCACAGGUGGGAAGUACAAAGCCUUCUCCACCUGUGGCUCCCACCUGUCAGUUGUUAUCUUAUUUUAUGGAACAGGUCUUGGGGUGUACCUCAGUUCUACUAUCUCACAUUCUCCCAGAAAGGAUGCAGUGGCCUCAGUAAUGUAUGCUUUCAUUGUUCCCAUGCUAAAUCCCUUCAUCUACAGUCUGAGGAACAAGGACAUCAAGAGUGCUUUGCAGAGGCUCCUCAACAGAAAAGCCCAGUCUUAA
Molecule: messenger RNA, 1038 nt
Organism: Canis lupus familiaris (dog)
Lineage: Eukaryota; Metazoa; Chordata; Mammalia; Carnivora; Canidae
Gene: OR7E181
Product: olfactory receptor family 7 subfamily E member 181
Exons: 1
Coding region: 1-1038 (345 amino acids)
Biological process (GO): G protein-coupled receptor signaling pathway
Cellular component (GO): membrane
Molecular function (GO): olfactory receptor activity; G protein-coupled receptor activity
Source: RefSeq, a predicted model, not a curated record